This is a messenger RNA of Teleopsis dalmanni, 985 nucleotides long. Its product is annotated as uridine diphosphate glucose pyrophosphatase NUDT14-like. The record is from RefSeq and is a predicted model, not a curated record. The transcript is spliced from 4 exons. Lineage: Eukaryota; Metazoa; Arthropoda; Insecta; Diptera; Diopsidae. Gene Ontology annotation, biological process: ribose phosphate metabolic process; nucleoside phosphate metabolic process. Bases 221 to 859 code for a protein of 212 amino acids. Gene Ontology annotation, molecular function: UDP-sugar diphosphatase activity; metal ion binding.
AUAAAAUUUUGUUAAAAUAACAAUUACGAUUUUUUUCCGUCCAAAGCGGUGUGAAUGUCAGGGUUAAAAAGAAGAAAAGUGCUUUAUCUAAGCACAGUAACUUACGUGCUUACUUAUAAUAAAAUAUUUUUCGAUUCCAUAAAAACUAAAAUUGUUUAAAAGAAUUCUUAAUAUACUUCUGCUUGCCCGAAGUUUUGCAAAACAAUUAGGUACUUUUAAAAUGGAUAACGUAACAAAAGCUUGGAUUGGACCCUUACCGCCAGAUUCACAGUAUCUAAAACCCUACCGAAUGUAUUAUGUGCAAAAUGGUGUUGAGAAGAACUGGGAUUUGCUGAAGGUCCAUGACAGCGUGGCUAUUAUUAUUUACAAUGCAGAACGCAAGAAAUUGGUGUUUGUACGUCAAUUUAGACCAGCUGUUUUCCAUGACAUCGUUUAUUCCUCUGGUGGUUCUCUGAAAGAAGUCGAUUUAGAAAAAUUCUCACCACAAUUAGGCAUCACUACGGAAAUGUGUGCUGGUAUAGUUGAUAAAAAGAAGAGUUGGGUCGAAAUUGCACGAGAAGAGGUGCUGGAGGAAUGCGGAUAUGAUGUUUGUGUGGACCGCCUUGAAGAAGUUUUAACAUACAGGGCUGGGGUAGGCUCACAUGGUGCAACUCAAAAAAUGUAUUAUUGUGAAGUUACUGAUGCGGACAAAUCCGAAAGCGGUGGAGGGGUAGAUGAUGAAGUGAUUGAAGUAAUGGAACAUUCAUUGGAGGAAGCUAAAAGAAUGAUAUGUGCAGGUGCAACUAAUAAUAGCCCACCAGGUUGUUUGCUGGGCAUUUUGUGGUUCUUUAUGAACAAGGCACCAAAAGAAGAAUCCUAGAAGUAUAUAAAAAAAAUUUUAUUAUGUAAAGGGCAAGCAGAAGAAAAUUUUUUUUUAUGUUAAACUAUAUUUAAUAUAAAAAUUUAGAUAAAGAGUUUUUGUAUAACAAAAACUUCUAAUAACUUA